This is a messenger RNA of Sphaeramia orbicularis (orbiculate cardinalfish), 602 nucleotides long. It is a transcript of the gene fabp4a, whose product is annotated as fatty acid binding protein 4a. Bases 88 to 492 code for a protein of 134 amino acids. The transcript is spliced from 4 exons. Lineage: Eukaryota; Metazoa; Chordata; Actinopteri; Kurtiformes; Apogonidae. The record is from RefSeq and is a predicted model, not a curated record. Gene Ontology annotation, molecular function: lipid binding.
UCCCUGUUCCCACAGUGGAACAGGGUCGAGUCCGGGGUUUGGAACACGGGUUAGCUGAGGAUACCGUCACAGCAGAAGAGCGCAAACAUGGUUGAGCAGUUUGUUGGGACGUGGAAGAUGGUCUCCAGCGAGAACUUUGACGACUACAUGAAGGCCAUAGGUGUGGGCUUUGCCACUCGGCAGGUGGGGAACCGGACCAAGCCCAAUCUGAUUGUGACCGUGGACGAGCAGGGGACGGUGUGCAUGAAGUCCCAGAGCACAUUCAAGACCACCGAGAUCAAAUUUAAGCUCAACGAACCAUUCGAAGAAACCACCGCAGACGACAGGAAGACCAGGACCGUGGUGUCCAUGGAAAACGGCAAACUAGUGCAGAAACAGAGCUGGGAUGGCAAAGAGACGAAUAUAGAGAGGGAGGUCACAGAUGGGAAACUAAUAGCGAAAUGCGUAAUGGGAGACGUGGUCGCAGUGAGGACGUACGUGAAGGAGGCGUGAUGGAUCUUCUUCGACUCCAGUGUUUUUUUGGAUGAUGCAUUGCUGAAUGACAGGCUCAGUUCAAUGAGCAUAACACAUAAUACCAAAAAAAGAGAAAAAACCGAAAAAAA